Molecule: messenger RNA, 1917 nt
Organism: Oncorhynchus masou masou (cherry salmon)
Lineage: Eukaryota; Metazoa; Chordata; Actinopteri; Salmoniformes; Salmonidae
Product: sex comb on midleg-like protein 2
Biological process (GO): negative regulation of DNA-templated transcription
Cellular component (GO): nucleus
Molecular function (GO): chromatin binding; histone binding
Source: RefSeq, a predicted model, not a curated record
AUGAAGAUCUGCUUCAGAAUGAAUGCCUCCUCGUGGCCUAUGUUCCUCCUGAGGACCCUGACUGGAGCAGAGAUGGCACCAGCCACAGCUUUUAAAAAGGAACCCUCCAAGCCCUCCCAGAACCUCUUUAAACCUGGGAUGAAGCUAGAAGCAGUGGACAAGAAGAACCCCUACCUGAUCUGCCCGGCAACCAUUGGAGAGGUCAAAGGUGAUGAGAUCUUUGUGAUGUUUGACGGCUGGAGAGGGGCCUUCGACUACUGGUGCCAGUUUGACUCCAGAGACAUAUUCCCUGUAGGAUGGUGUUCUCUGACCAGGCACAGCAUCCAGCCUCCUGGCAACUUCUUCACCCUCCCCAAGGCCCUCUUCCUCCCAGCCUCCUCCUCUCCCCCCGCCCCCUCCAGACGCUCCAUGCAGUCCCCCUCCUCAUAUCGCCUGCCCCAUCCGCUGCCCCCUCUGCCCGUGCGGAAGGGUGUCCGGGGCCGGCGCCCCAAACUGCAGACCAUCGCCCUGCUCAAGGCAGCGGCGGAGGCAGCGGCGGAGGCUGCUCUGAAUGGGACGCCACAGGUCUCCGGCUCCCAGCUGGCACCCAGACCCCAUAAGAAGAGGGGCCCAAGCCUGGGAGCAAGGAAGCCACGUGUGCUGCCCUCCUCGGGGACAGGCUCUGUAUAUACUACAGCCUCUGAGACCAGACUGAUCAACGUUCAUGGACCCAAGGACAACAGCCCUGGAGUGGUCUCCACAGUGUGUGUGUACGUGAACAAGCACGGAGCCUGCGGUCCACACCUGGACAGGAAGCAGUUGCAGCAGCUGCCGGACCACUUUGGGCCGGGUCCCGUCAACACUGUCCUACAGCAGGCUGUUCAGGCAUGUGUGGACUGUGCCUACCAACCAACCUUCCUCUUCAGCUUCCUACAGUCGCAGUCCGACGGAGGAGAGAUCAUCAGAGUGCAGUCUGAUGGGGGGAUCCACUAUGUCAAGCUGCCACAGGCCUCCUCUGCCUCCUUUGUGCUCAGGUUCAUGGAGACUCUGUGUCACCAGCUGCAGAGUGACAACCUGUUCUCCUCCCAACCCUUCAGCCCUGCAUUCAUGGCCUCCACUGGACACACAGCCUACGACAGGAGCACGUCAGUAAAAGAAGAGAUGUCAGAGGCCUUGUCCAUAGCCAGAGGCUCCGGAGGAAGGAGCAGGCGCUUCCAGAUGGACAGAGACAGGGACUAACCUUUACCCUUCUCCCUGUCCUCCUCCAAACGGCUGCACAGCACAGAGGCACACCCCUCGGAAGAGCCCCUUCCUCACAGUGAGAACGGUUUGCCUGAGGACCCUAUGGACACCUCCACCUCUCCCUCCAUGACCCCUCGCCCCCUGACACAACGCACCACCUCAGAGUACCGUGGCCAGGGGUCCAGCAGCCCCUACUACCCUGGGUCUGGCCCUGGUCACCCCCCACCACCACCGCUCAGGCGCCUGGCCCCCAACCCUUCCGACCUGGGGUCCAGAGGGCUACAGAGAAGAGUGGAAGGUAGGCCUUCUGCGAGCUCCACCACAGGUCCUGAGCACCUGGCAGCUGCAGACCGGGAGGCUGCAGCGGGGAACGGGGCCGGGAACGCCCCUUCCUCCUGGUCUGUGGAUGAGGUGAUGCAGUUUGUCCACGACGCCGACCCCCAAACACUCGGACCCCACGUGGAGCUCUUCAGAAAACACGAGAUCGACGGAAAGGCGCUGAUGCUUCUACGUAGUGACAUCAUCAUGAAGUACAUGGGUCUGAAGCUAGGCCCCGCCCUCAAGCUAUGUCACCACAUCGAGAGGCUCAAACAGACCAAACAGUAGCACUCACCCACACACACACACACACUCACACACACACACUCACACACUCACAUACACUCACACACACACUCACAUACACACACUCACAUA